AAUUUUUUUUAAAUUGGGAUGACAUAUCAUUCAAUCUGUUAAAUUGCUUUUUACAAUAAUUUUAUUUGGAAAGUACCUUCUAAAUUCUUGUGUAAAACUAUUCAUUCUUGAGAAUCAAUGGCUGCAGCGAAAAAACAUUGCCAGUGUUCUGGACGAGCAGGAGCAGGAGGAGUACCCAAAUUUGGUAUCAAUGGAUUUGGACGUAUUGGACGUUUGGUGCUGAGAACAUCAAUGGAAAGAGGAGCAGAAUGCGUAGGCGUCAAUGAUCCUUUCUUAGAUGCUGCUUAUAUGGAGUAUCUAUUCAAGUACGACUCGACCCAUGGUAGGUUUAAGGGUGACGUUAGCCACGAGGACAAAGCCCUGGUUAUAAAUGGGAGAAAGAUUCCGAUUUUCAACGAGAAAGACCCCAAGCAAAUACCGUGGGGAAAAGUAGGCGCCCUCUAUGUGGUUGAAUCGACGGGAGUCUUCACAACAACGGACAAGGCUUCGGCCCACAUAGACGGGGGCGCCAAAAAGGUCAUCAUUUCGGCCCCAUCCGCUGAUGCGCCCAUGUACGUCUGCGGCGUCAAUCUGGACGACUACGACCCCAACGCCCCCGUCAUCUCCAACGCUUCCUGCACCACCAACUGCCUCGCGCCCUUGGCCAAGGUCAUCCACGACAAUUUCGAGAUCGUUGAAGGUCUGAUGACCACCGUCCACUCGACCACCGCCACACAGAAGACGGUGGACGGUCCUUCCGGCAAGUUGUGGCGUGAUGGACGUGGCGCCGCUCAGAAUAUCAUACCCGCCGCCACCGGUGCCGCCAAGGCCGUCACCAAGGUCAUCAAGUCCCUGGAAGGGAAGUUGACCGGUAUGGCCUUCAGAGUGCCGACGCCGGAUGUAUCGGUGGUAGACUUGACUUGUCGACUCGGAAAAGGCGCCUCCUACGAUGACAUCAAGAGGGUGGUAAAGGAAGCGUCGGAAGGACCAUUGAAGGGCAUCCUAGGCUACACCGAGGAUGAGGUCGUUUCUACCGAUUUCGUGGGAGAUACACACUCCUCGAUUUUUGACGCCAAGGCUGGUAUUUCGUUGAACAACAACUUUGUCAAGCUCAUCUCUUGGUAUGACAAUGAAUACGGGUACUCCAGUAGGGUGGUGGAUUUGAUCAAGUAUGUCCACAGCAAGAGUUAAGGACUAGAACAAUGAAGUUCCUCCAAUGUGAUCUUUGAAGUCUUCAAUAAAUAUAUGUCAUUGAA
Molecule: messenger RNA, 1235 nt
Organism: Harmonia axyridis
Lineage: Eukaryota; Metazoa; Arthropoda; Insecta; Coleoptera; Coccinellidae
Product: glyceraldehyde-3-phosphate dehydrogenase 1-like
Exons: 5
Coding region: 118-1170 (350 amino acids)
Biological process (GO): glucose metabolic process
Molecular function (GO): oxidoreductase activity, acting on the aldehyde or oxo group of donors, NAD or NADP as acceptor; NADP binding; NAD binding
Source: RefSeq, a predicted model, not a curated record